UCUCCCCGCAACAGAGCUACAGACAUGGCUUUACCACAUUUCUUGUUGUUCCUUCUCAUUAAUUUCUGCUGCAUUUCUGCCUCAAAUACCUCAGGCACUUCAGACAAUACUACAGGAGUGGAAGGGGCAUCUGGAGCAGGUUUUCGAUAUCAUAAGACAGCAGCUGCUAAAUCAUCAAAUGAAAGAUUUUUAAGCGAUGGACUUUCAGAACAGGCACUGAUGUUUCUAACUGGCACUGUGUCCACCAUCCUUUUACCUUGCUUCUACAUGCUGGUCUGUUCCAUCAGUGUGCCACUUAACAUCUUUGCCAUAAUCGUCUUCACUUGUUGGAUCCGUCCUAAGAAGCCAGCUGCAAUCUAUAUGCUGAACCUGGCCUUAGCCGAUCUGCUCUUUGCACUGAUGCUCCCCUUCAAGAUCUCCUACCACUUUGAAGGCAACAACUGGAAAUUUGGUCCAUCCAUGUGCAGCGUGGUCACUGCUGCCUUUUACUGGAACAUGUAUUGUUCUGUUCUUCUCAUAGCUUGCAUCAGUGUGGACCGUAUGCUUGCUGUAGUUUAUCCCAUUGACUCUCUAGCUUGGAGGAGCUCACGGAACACAGUCAUAGCCUGCAUAACCAUGUGGGUGUUAUCCUUCGCUGGCUCUGUGCCUCUUGUUUCCUCUGACCAGACUUUUAACGUCAGUGAGUUGAACAUCACCACCUGCCAUGAUGUCCACUCCACAGAUAAGAUCAUCUGGUUAAAGAAGUACUUCCUCACCAUCUGCUGCAUAUUCUUCUUCCUACCUCUGCUCAUCACAGUGGUGUCCUACACUCGAGUCAUCUGCUCGCUGAGCAGAGACCAACAUGAUGCUCCAGAAACAUCACACGGGAAAAGAAGAGCAGUGGUAAUGACUUUCACUGUGCUGGUGAUAUUUUUGCUGUGUUUCAUGCCUACAAAUUGUCUGCUGCUUGCACACUACCUGCAGCUUAACACAGAGAAGAGCCAGGGGGCACCUGAUGGCUCUUACGCACUCUAUCUGGUGUUUCUGUGUUUGGGAAGCCUGAACUGCCUCCUGGAUCCCCUGCUCUACUACUUUGGAUCCUCCCAGUUCCGGAAACAACUAUCCAAUAUGCUGAAGCGUAAAAAUGAUAGUAUCACUCAUUCACCAUCUUAUUUAUGAAGAUUCAGCAAAAGAGAAAUGCUGAAAUCCAGUCAUGCAGAAAAGUCCAGAAUCAAGACAUCAGUUACCAGAGCGGGCUCUUUCCAAGCAAGCCUCAGUGGCCAAAACAAGACAAGCCAAACAAGAAAUUACUGGCCUGACUGACUGUCACAUUUUCAUUGACUCUGAACUGUUAUUUUAAAGUUAUAAUAUAACAGGGGCGAUUUUAGCCCAUUUUGGGGGGUGCUUCAGCACCCC
Messenger RNA from Oreochromis aureus, 1395 nucleotides. Its product is annotated as proteinase-activated receptor 1-like. The transcript is spliced from 2 exons. Lineage: Eukaryota; Metazoa; Chordata; Actinopteri; Cichliformes; Cichlidae. The record is from RefSeq and is a predicted model, not a curated record. Bases 25 to 1158 code for a protein of 377 amino acids. Gene Ontology annotation, cellular component: membrane. Gene Ontology annotation, biological process: phospholipase C-activating G protein-coupled receptor signaling pathway; thrombin-activated receptor signaling pathway; blood coagulation. Gene Ontology annotation, molecular function: thrombin-activated receptor activity.